Adelges cooleyi (spruce gall adelgid) is the source of this 1280-nucleotide messenger RNA. It is a transcript of the gene Arpc4, whose product is annotated as actin-related protein 2/3 complex subunit 4. Gene Ontology annotation, biological process: actin filament polymerization; Arp2/3 complex-mediated actin nucleation. Lineage: Eukaryota; Metazoa; Arthropoda; Insecta; Hemiptera; Adelgidae. Gene Ontology annotation, molecular function: actin filament binding. The record is from RefSeq and is a predicted model, not a curated record. Bases 262 to 768 code for a protein of 168 amino acids. The transcript is spliced from 2 exons. Gene Ontology annotation, cellular component: Arp2/3 protein complex; actin cytoskeleton.
UCCGAUUGCUGAAAGUAGAAAUCGACUGUAUUCAAGAUUUCCGUUCGUCAUAUCCGCCUAGUUCUAAAUUUAUUUAGUUAAAAUAUUUCAUUCCGUAUUUUGUUAUUUUAUACGUUCGAUAUUUUAGUUCAUUUUUAAUUAUUGAUGUAUUUUUGAAAUGAUUACACUGAAUGUAUAGGUGUCUACGAUACGUCUCAAAAACAUAAUUUAUUCAGUUUUUCACAUUCAAGUAAAUAGACAAUAAUAUAAUAACAUAUUAAAAUGACUACAACACUUAAACCUUAUUUAUCGGUUGUGAAACAUACAUUAGAUGCUGCCAUAUGCAUAACUCAAUUUUAUUCACAAGUAGUGGAACGCCAUAGUAAGCCUGAAAUUGAAAUGCAAACAAAUAGAGAACUUAUACUAACGCCAGUAUUAAUCAGUCGCAAUGAAAGAGAACGUGUAUUUAUUGAGAGCUCAAUAAAUUCUAUACGUGUCAGCAUAGCAAUUAAACAGUGCGAUGAAAUUGAACGGUUGUUAUGUGAUAAAUUUACACGAUUUAUGAUGAAAAGAGCAGAAAACUUUUUCAUUUUAAGGAGAAAACCUAUUGCUGGCUAUGAUAUAACAUUUUUAAUCACUAAUGUGCAUGUGGAACAAAUGUACAGGAACAAGUUAAUUGAUUUCAUUAUCCGAUUUAUGGAGGAAAUUGACAAAGAAAUAAGUGAAAUGAAGCUUGCAAUCAAUGCUAGAGCACGAAUUUGUUCUGAAGAAUUUCUGAAGCAUUUUUAAUAACCAAAAUAUUUAAUAUUAUUGUGGAAUCGAUAAUUUUUUUUGUAUUAUGAUACGUAUUGAUAUUAUAAAAUGUUUAAAAGCCAGUUUUUAUUUGAAGUUAUUGUAAGUUAAUAAUUUAAGUAAGUUAAUUACAAAUAUGGUUGUAAUUUGUAGGUAGUGAACCGAUAAAGGAAACUAAAAUAUAUAAAUAAAAACAUGUACCAAUAGUAAAAUACAUGUAUACAAUAAGUAGUCAAUUAAAACUAUGUUCAAUUAUGUUUAUUUAUUUAUAUUUAUAAUUUAGGAACAUGUAUGUCUGCUAUAAUAUUGUACUUUCAUUUAAAUUUAUUAUUGCCCAUUUUCAGUAUUCUCUAUUGUAUACAUGACGGGAUUAUUUUUUAUUAGUUACUGGUAAAAUUAAAAACCUACAGUCUUAAACAAUCUUAAACAUUGUAAUAUUAUUGAUCUGGCCAAUACCGAUAAGUAUAAUUGCAUAACAAAACUUACCAUAUUAUAAUAAUUUAUUUUAA